Messenger RNA from Pseudozyma hubeiensis SY62, 1041 nucleotides. RefSeq lists its product as hypothetical. The record is from RefSeq and is a predicted model, not a curated record. The coding region runs from base 1 to 1041 and encodes 346 amino acids. Lineage: Eukaryota; Fungi; Basidiomycota; Ustilaginomycetes; Ustilaginales; Ustilaginaceae. The transcript has a single exon. Gene Ontology annotation, biological process: DNA repair.
AUGAACCAGACUCAACCUUUUCCUCUACAUCCUCAACGUCACGGGACAUCUAUCGGGCUGAAACGAUUCGCGAUUACAUAUAUGGCUAGAUCUUCGACGUCGUUUGCGCCGACUCCGCCGGUCUCGGCGCAAGCAGAACCCACAUCGAGCGGCUCGAGUUCUCCGACGAAACGCACCUUUCAGAGCACGCUCUUCAACGUCAAGUUUGGUGCUCAGCGUGCCAAGCUGACCGCCACCAAGACGGACGGUACCAUCGCCAAGCGCACACGCUCGCAUUCUACGAUCACAGAUGAGGACGAACAUUUGGGGAAACGCUCUCGCCCAAAUCCAGAGGCUUCCACCUCAACACCGUCCGCCGCGCCACAAUAUCAUCACCGAGGACCCUUCCACCAAGUGACGCGAUCCGUUUUCUGCGCCGCCUACAAAGUGUCCGACCUUCCUGAUGCCGAGAUCUACUACAAGCCAGACUUUAUUGACCGCUCGCUCGCCGAAGAAUGGCGUUCUCAACUCGACAAGCUGCCCGAAUGGUAUCGUCCCAAACUCAAAGUGUACGGUCGAGAGAUCACGCAAAGCAGAGAGAUCGCUGCCUACGCAACCGCUCCCGGCCUCCACCUCAAAUACAGCGGUCACCCAGUCGAACUUCACUAUCCUUUCCCACCUCUACUCAACCACAUCGCCUCGCUCCUCUCCAGCGACGACUGUUUGGGCGAAAAUGUCAAGUUCAACCACUGCAUGCUCAAUCGCUACGACGACGGAAGCGUAUACAUCGGUAAACACUCGGAUAACAUAGAAAACAAGGUCAUCGUUACAGUCUCGUUAGGAGCUGAUAGGAGUUGGAUCAUGCAACGCAAAUCACCCAGGAACAAGGCUGGCAAGCAGGAGGUGAAAGCGGAGGAGGUAAAGAAGCGUUGGACAUUGGCCGGAGGUAGUCUGCUCGUGAUGCAGGGUCAGACGCAGAAGUACUAUACCCACGAGAUUCCCAAGGAGCUCAAAGUCAAAGGUCCAAGGAUCGUAAGCACCGCAUUCCAAGUGGCUACCUGA